Messenger RNA from Kogia breviceps (pygmy sperm whale), 542 nucleotides. The record is from RefSeq and is a predicted model, not a curated record. NCBI's taxonomy places the organism in Eukaryota, Metazoa, Chordata, Mammalia, Artiodactyla, Physeteridae.
CUGAUUUUACUCUUAUUACUCAUCCCUGGAAGAUAGGGCUCUUCUGAGACAGCCAUCUUCCUGACUGGCCAGCUAGGGUUACCAGUACUUUUUACAGUAUUUUUCCCACUCCUGACUUCUGCUCUUUCUAAAAGAACAAUUCUGGUGAAAAUGCUGAGCCAAGCUGGAACAGGUUUUUCCUUCAACACUAAGAGAAGCCGACUGCGGGAGAAACUGACUCUCUUGCAUUAUGAUCCAGUAGUGAAAAAAAAAGUCCUCUUUGUGGAACAGAAAAAAAUACGCUCCCUCUAAACAAUGGAUUGAAAAUGAAUUUGAUUUAUAAAUGAGAAGACUGAGGGCGGGAUACUGAUUCAGAAAUUCUGCAGCAUGUAAUGAAAGAAGAGGAAAUGGCAUGGAAUCACUGCCUCCUGUGAUUUGAAGGCCAUUGUGAAGGAAAACAAUGCAGUGAAAGAAAGUUCUUCAUAUUAGGACAUAUAUCAUUGCAUCACAUUUAUUUAUCUUUCUGGAUAUUUUUAUAGCCCUUAAUAAAAAUAUUAAAAUAG